CAGCAGGUGACGAGACAAAGAGUGAGAAUGAGGAGGGGAAUCCACAGCAGGAAGGUCCUGAGAAAAUAGAACUUCAGGGGAGGUUUUUGAGCAGAGCUGAAGGGAAUUUUUCCCAGUGCUUGGAACAGAGAAAAGCCUGGAGUAAUUGGCACAGGUCAAAGAUGGACCUGGGAAACCACCAAAGGAAGAAAGUGGAUGAAUCCAUUGAAUAUGGGGGAGGAGGCAAGAAUCCCAAGGAAACCACAGCCCAGCAGACAAAUCCCAAGGAAAAGAAACCCUAUACAUGCUUGGAUUGUGGGAAAAGCUUCAGUCAUCGCUCAGUUCUUACUGACCAUGGGAGAAUCCAUACAGAAGAGAGACCCUAUAAAUGCUUGGAUUGUGGGAAAAGCUUUAAUUGGAGCUCAAAUCUUACUACCCAUCGGAGACUGCACAUGGGAGAGAGAUCAUAUGAGUGCCUGGAGUGUGAGAAAAGCUUCAAUCAGCGCUCAGGCCUUAUUAGCCGUAGCAGAAUCCACACAGGAGAGGGACCAUAUAAAUGCCUGGAGUGGGGAAAAGUUUCAGUGUACCAUCAACCCUUAUUACACAUCAGAGGACCCACAUGGGAGAGAAACUUUAUAAAUGCUUGGACUGUGGGAAAAGCUUCAGUCAGCGCUCAGUUCUUAUAACCCAUGGGAGAAUACACACAGGAGAGGGACCAUAUAAAUGCACUGACUGUAGGAAAAGUUUCAGUGUACAAUCAGCCCUAAUUAUACAUCAGAGAACCCAUACAGGGGAGAAACCCUAUAAGUGCUUAGACUGUGGGAAAAGCUUCAGUCAGCGCUCAGGCCUUAUUAGCCACAGGAGAAUCCACACAGGAGAGGGACCAUAUAAAUGUUUGGAUUGUGGGAAAAGCUUCAGUCGGCACUCAAUCCUUAUUAACCAUGGGAGAACGCACACGGGAGAGGGACCAUAUAAAUGCCUUGAGUGUGGGAAAAGUUUCAGUGCACCAUCAGCCCUUACUGUACAUCAGAGAAUGCACACGGGAGAAAAACCUUAUAAAUGCUUGGACUGUGGGAAAAGCUUCAGUCAGCGCUCAGUCCUUAUUAAUCAUGGAAGAAUCCACACAGGAGAGAGACCCUAUAAAUGCUUGGACUGUGGGAAAAGCUUCAGUCGGAGCUCAAAUCUUGUUACCCAUCAGAAACUGCACACGGGAGAGAGACUCUAUAAAUGCUUAGAGUGUGGCAAAAGUUUCAAUCGGAGUUCAAAUCUUGUUGCCCAUCGGGGACUGCACACGGGAGAGAGACCAUAUAAAUGCUUGGACUGUGGGAAAAGCUUCAGUCAGCGCUCAGGCCUUAUUAACCAUAGGAGAAUCCACACUGGAGAGAGAUCCUAUAAAUGCUUGGACUGUGGGAGAAGCUUCAAUCGGAGGUCAACUCUUCUCACCGGAGACUACAUGUGGGAGAGAGACCAUAAAAAUACCUUGAGUGUGGGCAAAGCUUCAGUCAGAGCUCAAAACUCAGUUCACAUCAGAGAAGCCACACAGGAGAGAAAUCCUGUAAGUGCCUCCACUGUGGGAAAAGUUUCAGUUAGAGCUCAAACUAGGGCUGUCAAUUAAUCGCAGUUAACUCACAUAAUUAAGUCAAAACAAAUUAACUUGAUUAAAAAAAUCAUGAUUAAUUGCAGUUUCAAUCGCAUUGUUAAACUAUAAUAGAAUAUCUAUUUAAAUUUAUUAUGAAUAUUUUUGGAUUUUUUCUACAUUUUCAAAUAGAUUUAAAUUACAACAGAGAAUACAAAGUGUACAGGGAUCACUUAAUAUUAUUAUUUUUUAUUACAAAUAUUUGUACCGGAAAAAAGAAAACAAAAGAAAUAGUAUUUUUCAAUUCACCUAAUACAAGUACUGUAGUGGAAUCUCUUUAUCAUAAAGUGUAACUUAGAAAUGUACAUUUUUUUUUGUUACAUAACU
This is a messenger RNA of Dermochelys coriacea (leatherback sea turtle), 1942 nucleotides long. RefSeq names its product zinc finger protein 239-like. The coding region runs from base 536 to 1594 and encodes 352 amino acids. The record is from RefSeq and is a predicted model, not a curated record. The transcript has a single exon. NCBI's taxonomy places the organism in Eukaryota, Metazoa, Chordata, Testudines, Dermochelyidae.